Messenger RNA from Toxorhynchites rutilus septentrionalis, 1469 nucleotides. Its product is annotated as CKLF-like MARVEL transmembrane domain-containing protein 4. The record is from RefSeq and is a predicted model, not a curated record. The coding region runs from base 376 to 915 and encodes 179 amino acids. NCBI's taxonomy places the organism in Eukaryota, Metazoa, Arthropoda, Insecta, Diptera, Culicidae. The transcript is spliced from 3 exons. Gene Ontology annotation, cellular component: membrane.
UUCACAUCAAACAAACCAGGAGUAGUGAUGUGAUGUGAUUACCUCAGCAGUGGAAUACGCCUCCAAAAACAUCACUCACAGCUGCUCGUGUGGUUGCUAAAAACACUGCUCCAAUUGUUGCUGCCUGGUGCUGUCCACCGACCUAUCGAUCAUUUGGUUCUCCUUCCCCACAUUGCGGUCAGUUAACUAGUCAGAAGCCAAUAAGUAUUGCUGUGCGUAAUUGGUCCAAUUUUUAGCUUUGAUAACAGAACAGCGAGGUACCAUCGUUUGCGUAUCCUGACGCGCGUGUGUACCUACAUAACAAGUGUUCUACAUUUGAGUCAUUCAAUCUAGUCUGAAACGUACUCCCUCCAAAAUUGCGAUAAAGCGUUCACGAUGACCGAUUAUACGCAAACAGCAACCGUCACCCAAACAACCACAGUAACCCAGCCAUAUAUUCGGUACGAUCCGGAAUACGUGAAAACCAUUCCCGGGAUCAUCAAGAUCGUCUGCAUUGUUCUGAACCUGAUCGGAUUCAUCUGCAUCGAGGUAUCGUACUUCAGCUACCAUUCGCGGGGAUCCUUCUUCAAUACAGUGGCGAUGCUGGGUUUCUGGUUUACGGGCAUCAUGCUGGUGUUUUACAUAUUUCAUGUGUGCGAAAAGUUUCACAAGAUCCCGUGGUUAAAAAUAGAAAUGUAUUUCUGUGCGGCUUGGGUCUUUCUUUACAUGCUGGCCUCAUCCCUAGCCGCCGCGACCAACGUAGAGGCGUUCCAAGCGGCCGCGUUCUUCGGUUACUGUGCCAUGAUCGCGUAUGGAUACGACGCAUUCCUUAAAUACAAGGCUGUCAGGGCAGGUGAAAUCGCUCAGGGAUCUCGUUCCAUCGAAUCACAACAGCAGCAGCAGCAGCAGCAGAUCUCCACCGUCACUACUUAUUAAUCAGAUUAGGCGAAUGAACAUUUUAACUGAAACCACCUUCCACUCUCACUGCACGCGUCAUUGUUAGGGUUAAGUGACUAUUGUCUCCGCUUUGCAACGAUGAAUGUAACAUGUUUCAUAUUUAACGGUAAAAUCCGAACGAAUCAGGUAUGUUUGUUUCAAAAACAUAGCUGAUAGGAGACUAUAGUUCAUUUCGUUCACAGCUUUCAUUGUGAAUCGUUGUUUUGUACAGUGGAAUCUUCUUUUUUUAAAUUAACUUAUAACAUUUUCAAUGUUAUACGCCUUAAAUGUGGCCUUAAUGUGGCAUAUGAGCAGCACAGUCCUAGCACCAAUAACAUAUUGAAUCAUAGCUACUACUGAAUCUUUCAAAAGUAACACAAGAUAUCGUGAUGCUGUAGACAAAAAAUGUAUUUUAUAGAACAGAGGAUAUUAUUUGGAACUAAUGUAUUGUCACUGUGGUUCAGCUGAUGUAUUCUUGGAAUGUUGAACAUUAAACCUAAUAAAUUAUUUACACCGUUCAAAUGAAAGUGUCUUUAUCGGACCCGGUAAACUUC